AUGGACACUUGGCCACCCAAAAAUGGUGAAUCGAGCACCACCUCGCACACAGAAGAGUCUACUAACAGUUCAGCACAAGCCUCAAAUAGUGAGCAGCCUUCUAACAGAGUUAUAAUGUUACUUGGUCUUGAUCCAAAUACCACUUCCGGAAUGAUAACGAAAGCGUUUGAUUCUUAUGGUUUAAAAGUUACAGUUGAUUAUCAACGAGAUGACACUAUAGGCUACGUUCAUUUACAGCAUCCAAUUGCUAAGGAAGUAACUGAACGUAUUAUGAGCAGUGGUGGGCUUAGAAUUGGUACCGAAGUUUCAGUACUGCGUGCUUUGGAAGGAAUGGAAGACCUAAUGUAUUGGUCAGUUUAUGCUGGACGUCGCAUAAUUUCAAGGUCAAGUGUAUCCUACAAAACUGGAAAAAAUAGAGUUAAAAGGCACAGUGUUCGUCAACACCCAUACAAUCAUCAGCGCCAGUUCAUGGAUGUUGAUGAUGAACAAACAUCAACGCAUCACCGACAAAAAUUACAAGUGAAGGUUGCAGGAAAGCACGGAAGAAAGAAAAGGGUAAAGAAAAAACUUCUAAAGCAAAAGAAAAGAAGUAUUGAAAACGCAAAAAGAAUGUUAGAAAUGAAACAAGUUGACAUAAUGGAAGGUCUUGACGAUGGAAUUGAAGAGACUUUAACUUCACCCAUUGUUGAUAAUCAGUUCGUAACAGAAGCUAGAACAAAACAUUACAGUCAAAGCUCAACUUAUUCAUCAUUAGAUGGUAUAGAGGAUUACGUUAAUUCUACAAAAGUUCCUGCCUACAAUAUUUUCAUCCACCAAUCAUCGAAAGGAGAAGCAGAAAUUGUCGACCGGUCAAAAAAGCUUCGAGACUUUUUGAUCCCUGCAUCUCAAAGUCAGAAAUCUUUAUCUAACAAUACUUUCGGGUUGAACAGCAAUCCAUUCCACACUAUUCCGUAUCACCGUUCACCACUUAGGCAGGAACUCAAGUUGGAAAGCAAGGACGAAGCAGAUGAAGUUGAAGAAAUAUUCAAAAAUUUAUACCUCAAUUCUGUUGAUAAUGAGUCUACUCUAUGA
Molecule: messenger RNA, 1071 nt
Organism: Dentiscutata erythropus
Lineage: Eukaryota; Fungi; Glomeromycota; Glomeromycetes; Diversisporales; Gigasporaceae
Source: the annotation of a GenBank genome assembly